Chrysoperla carnea is the source of this 2608-nucleotide messenger RNA. Its product is annotated as protein phosphatase 1H. Gene Ontology annotation, molecular function: protein serine/threonine phosphatase activity; cation binding. The transcript is spliced from 3 exons. Bases 218 to 1627 code for a protein of 469 amino acids. Gene Ontology annotation, biological process: protein dephosphorylation. NCBI's taxonomy places the organism in Eukaryota, Metazoa, Arthropoda, Insecta, Neuroptera, Chrysopidae. The record is from RefSeq and is a predicted model, not a curated record.
AUCUUAGAGAAAACAAUUACGAAAACAUUAAAAUAGAAAAAUGUAUACCUAAUUACAUAAAAGUGAUAAGCGAUUAGAAAAUUUAUUUACACUUGUGAUUACAAAGUAUCACAAUAUUGUUUAUGAAGAAUGGAUUAUUGAAUCGAAAAUCCAUCGACGCUGAUGUGGGAAAAAAGUGAUUAAUGUGCAAAAUAAAUUUUUUGAAUAAUUAAAAAAUAUGUUUUCACGAUUUCGUAAUGUUAUUUACAAUGCGGUCGGUGGUAUUGAUGCACCACCGAAUCAAGGAAAUACGAAAGUAUUUGAGGAGCGACAAGAACCGAAAUUUUUAUAUUCACGUCCACAUUUUUUGGGUUUAAAUACUAGUGAAGAGAUUAAAGCGUCAGCGGAUCAUCGUAUGCGUCCGAUUAUUGUACCAAGAGAUUCGAAUGUUUUACCAUGGAAUACAGGAUAUGCUGAAUGUGUGAAUGCGGGAAAAUCUGUAUGGAAUGAAGAUCAAGCUGUAAAUAUGGUCCAGUUAUUAAGUCGUAUUAAAGAAUCACCCAGUACUAGUAAUCCAAGCGAAAAAGAACAAUCACGUGUUUUUAAUAUCCCUUACGUUUAUUUUGGGAUUUUCGAUGGACAUGCGGGAGUUGGUGCUGCCCUAUCGGCUGCUAAUCAACUACAUCAUAUUAUACAUGAAAAAUUAGUUGAUAUUUUAGAUGAAUUAUUACCAGAUGCGACAUUUACUUCGAAUAAUAUUACCAGGGAUUCAUUGAUUAUUGGUGCAUUAGAAACAGCAUUUGCUGAAAUGGAUCAAUUAAUUGAAGGAGAUCGUGAAAAAUAUCUAGCACCAGGAGGUUGUACCGCUCUUGUAUUAUUAAUGUUAUUAGGAAAAUUGUAUGUAGCAAAUGCUGGCGAUUCACGUGGAGUUUGUUGUAUGAGUUCAUCAAAUUUAGUGAUACCACUAUCAAAUGAUUUCACCCCCGAAUCCGAACGUACACGAAUUCGACAACUCGCCGCACAUCAACCACAUCUAAUGGGUAAUGAAUUUACAGCACGUGAAUUCACUAAACGGCAUACUCGACAAGACUUGGGUAAACGAGUUUUGUAUCGUGAUCCAUUUAUGCAAGGUUGGUCAUUCCGUACACUGACUUUGGAUGAUUUAAAAAUGCCUGUGGUGUCCGGGGAAGGUAAACGUAGUCGUGUAAUGGGAACAAUUGGUGUGACCCGUGGAUUCGGUGACCAUGACCUAAAAGCAAUGAACACUAAAAUAUUACUCAAACCAUUCCUGUCAUGCCACCCAGAAGUAAUAAUCGUCAAUUUAGAAGAGUAUGACAUGACCGUUGACGAUGUUGUCAUACUUGGUACAGAUGGAUUAUGGGACGUAACCAGCAAUCAACAGGCAUACGAUGUUGUCAAUAAUAGUUUUAAACAAUUUACAAUUGAAAAACAUCGUUAUAUGUCAGCCGCACAAGCUUUGGUAGCCCAUGCGCGUGGUAAAAUGACAAAUGAAUGUGCAUGGAAACAGUCAGAUCAGAAGGCAGCAACAAUUGAUGAUAUUUCUGUGUUUGUGAUACCAAUUUUACCAUAUCAUAUGGAACAUUUAACUUGGAUUGAAACAUUUAAACCAUCCACGUCCGAUAGAUAGAGAAUUUAUUUUAUUAUUUUUUAUAUUAAUUAUUGAUUAAUUAUUAUUAUUGACUAAUUAGACCGAGAGUGAGUUAUGUCAAGUGUGCCACUACAUAAAUUUAGCUACCUAAAAUCAUGUUCUCCUAGGGGCCGUAGUCAGGCUGCUGCUAAUCAGAGCAGACCCAGGAAAAGUCAGAGUAGAAAUGUGUGAGAGAGAUAAAGCGUUUGUGUGGCCAGUUUAUCCUUCUCUAUGUCUAUGCUACAGACUUACGCAAAAGAGACAAUUUUUGGCUACACGAUCGCUUCUUCUUUUUCUAGAGAUUGAUCAAUUUCUUGAGGAUAUUGCAACAUAAUAUUUGUAAAAGAAUAAAUCCUAUGAUAUAUAGUCAGAAAUACACAAUUGCAACAAAAAUGGCAGCCAUACAAAGAUCUAUCUAAUAUAUUUAAUAACCAUCUACGGACCUUUACAAGAAUAUAGCAGUAAAUAUGAGUGGUUUGAAAGGUCAAAGCUUGUCGAAGGAUUAUUACUUAAAACUUCACCUUCUGCUAGAAGAUAUUUAGUUUUGUUUGAGAGAAUAACAACUCCUAGUUAAAUCAUUUUUAAACCCCAGUGAUAUAAAGUGAUUUGAGGUAUAUUUUUAGUACAGUCUGAGAUUUAACUUUUCGAGCAAUUUUGGUUGGCUACUUGGCUUCCAAUAAUGUUAGGUUGUUGGCAUAGACCUCUUAGACACUGAUUUUCAGCUUUCCUUUGAUAAAUUAAGUUUGACAUCCGAUUUGUUGUAUGUUCUGUCAUUUUGCUAAAACCAAAGCAAGUUAUCUCCUAUCGAAACCAAUGUACCUCUUGUUUCCUAAAGGGCACUCCGUUAAACCGUAAAAAUAGUUCAUAAAUCUAAAUAAGAGCACAUUUGAUGUCAUUGUCUCUCAGUCUAUAACUAUUCCAUUGAACAUUGUCUAUUUUUCAUAGUCUUUUUUUUAUAUUUGCUCAACAAUUUUCAGUUGA